UUCUUAAGGGGAGCUGUCAGAUCAGCACCACGUCGCGCGCUCUGUUUGCGCCAGGAAUAGUCCUGGUUAACUACAGAAGACACUUUACCGGGUUUACAGCGCCCUUGAUCGGAUUUUGUGCUUAGACGUCUCUCGAUCUCUGUGGUUUGACAUGCCACUAGGUCGAGAAAGCAGUUUUCGCGAUGAUUUUUGGGUAUAUCUCUACUUUUGAGGUGUAUUUUACGCCCUGAACUUCAGCCGUGAUUGUUGCUUUUUAAUUUUUUUUUUAAAGGCUUUUCGUGUCUUACGUGACUGACCUGGCAGAUAUGUGUCCUCUCCUGUACGGACUGUUGUGUUUGUGCGCGCUGGGCUGCUGUCAGCAACCGAGCGCGCGGGUGGAUGAUGGAAAACGGUACAUAUGUCGCGCCGUCCCCAUCAGUGGCGACACGACCUGCCCGGUGACACUGCUGCCCGAGCUGAGCCCCGGGAGCCAAGAGGAAGAGCUCAGAAACACUGUCAUGCAACUACGGGACACAAUUUUACAACAGAAAGAAACCAUUUCAAAACAGAUUGGCACCAUCAACCAACUAACCACCAAACUGUCUCUGUGCGCCUCAGCCUCCGACGACAGGACGUACGGCAAGGCGGGGUCCCCGGGCAAAGACAAACAAAAUACAAUGGGGGAUGUGCCCAGAGAUCCCAACGACACAAUUGACAGUUUGGGAAAAACCAUGCAGGGUCUCAAAGACCGACUGGAGAACCUGGAGCAACAAAUACGGGCCAACAUAUCGGGCGCUGCCUUCCCCAGCGAGCUUCGCGAUCUACUGCAGCUUCGCCUUGCAGAUCUGGAAAAGCAACUCCUGAAGAAAGUCAGCAACCUGGAGGAGGAGAAGAGCUUGCUGUCCAACGCAACCGUCGCCUACAGGCUGAAGACGGAAAACACACUGAACGCUCUGGUGGACAGGAUCAGUGAGCUGGAGAAAGGCAGCGGUGACUUCAAAUCCCCUGAGCAGUUUAAGGUGUCUCUCCCACAGCGUACCAAUUACCUCUAUGGACGCAUCACUAAGAGCCUUCCAGAGAUGUACGCCUUCACCCUCUGCAUGUGGAUCAAGUCCAGCGCCAGCCCCGGCAUUGGCACACCCUUUUCUUAUGGUGUGCCGGGCCAGGCCAAUGAGAUUGUGCUCAUUGAAUGGGGCAAUAACCCCAUCGAGCUGCUCAUCAAUGACAAGGUUGCACAACUGCCGCUGGAGGUAAGUGGUGGAAGGUGGCAGCACAUCUGCAUCUCUUGGACCACCCGUGACGGACAGUGGGAGGCUUACCAAGAUGGGGAGAAGCUGGGUAGCGGUGACAACUUGGCAGCCUGGCACCCCAUCAAACCCGGGGGGGUUAUCAUCCUCGGGCAGGAGCAGGACGUGGUGGGCGGGCGCUUCGAUGCCGGACAGGCAUUCGUGGGUGAGCUGAGUCAAGUGAACAUUUGGGACCGUGUUCUGAAGCCGGUCGAGAUCCAGACUAUGGCCAACUGUACAUCCUACCUACCUGGGAAUGUCAUCUCCUGGCUGGUGAACAACGUGGAGGUCUUUGGGAGGGGAGCGUCCAAACGGCCCCUGGAGAUGUGUCAGGAGCGACUCCCCAAUGCUUAAGUCUGAGUACUUUUCUAAAUGAGCUGUUUCUUUUAGCAUCUCGAGCAGUUUGAAUCAGUGAAUGAAUCAUUUUCCAAAGCAAUUAAAAGCAAAUUAUUAAU
Messenger RNA from Thalassophryne amazonica, 1720 nucleotides. It is a transcript of the gene nptx2b, whose product is annotated as neuronal pentraxin IIb. Lineage: Eukaryota; Metazoa; Chordata; Actinopteri; Batrachoidiformes; Batrachoididae. The transcript is spliced from 6 exons. Bases 306 to 1619 code for a protein of 437 amino acids. The record is from RefSeq and is a predicted model, not a curated record.